This is a messenger RNA of Lobosporangium transversale, 1600 nucleotides long. RefSeq lists its product as hypothetical. NCBI's taxonomy places the organism in Eukaryota, Fungi, Mortierellomycota, Mortierellomycetes, Mortierellales, Mortierellaceae. The coding region runs from base 451 to 1569 and encodes 372 amino acids. The transcript has a single exon. The record is from RefSeq and is a predicted model, not a curated record.
CUCUUUUGCUUAUUCCAUUUACUCGUGAUGCAAUCUCAUCCACUUCACAUUCCUGAAUUGCUUGACAAAAUAGCUCCACAUCUUGAUAAAGGAGACCUCAAGUCAUGAAUAACUGUCUCCAAGGCUUUUCAUCAGACCUUUAUACGAUUUCUAUGGAAAACCCUCCAUGUCACUUCUUUUGUCCGAUGGAACUCCACUAUUGGCCAGACACUUAAGAAGCACAAGCAUUACAUCGAGGAGAUUUUUUUUUGAUCAUUACUUUCCAGAACACAUCCUAUCAUUACAUGGAUGCACCCGUCUCCGAAAGCUGAGAUGUCAUCUUGAUUUGCCAGAGCUUGUCGGGAGAGGAUUGAGCAGGUUUUCCGACUUUAUGGGGCACUUCAAGAGUGCGAUAUUAUCGGUAUUCUUGUCCAUGGAUGGUCCAACAAGGCCAAGGAUCUUUACUAUGCUAUGCUUCAAUGCCCUCACCUCAAAAAGAUCAGAUUCCACGAAUUCGCUGUCCAUGCUGAGGAGAUUGACCUAUUCUUUCGGACGUGUAGUCAACUUGAAGUCUUGGAGCUGAACCAUGUACAGAUUCCUCGUUGGCCAAAUGGAAGUCUGAUAGGCGACCUCGAUACCAAUAUUGAAGCUACUGGUGGUCCAUCUAUCCAUGGAACAGCUGCUUCUCUAGUCUCUGCAACAGUUCUGGGAAGUAUCCUUAACUUAAUGCUCAUUGAAGUUUGGGUGUCCGGACCAUCCCCAGGUCAUAGUACAGCAGCUUUAGUCCGAAGCUGCUCAAAGCUGAGAUCGCUUUAUUUUGAGGAGACUGAAAAAGCUGAUGCACUUGUUUUUUUCAGGUCCUUGGAACAGCAUCCUUGGACAUUGCCGCAUCUGGAAACCUUGAUCAUCCCGUACUUCCCAUUGGUCGAUGAAGAUCUGGCAAGUCUUCUGAAAAAGAUGAAUCAACUUCGAGAAUUGGAUGCAGUAUUUGCAGAUUUUGGAUCCCUCUCUCUCGGCGAGCUACUUAAAUCUAGAGAACCAUUGAGCGGGAGGAGAAGCUUGUGUGAUACGAUCGAGAAGCUUAAUCUCUCCGGUUAUGCGUAUAACGGGCUAUCCCAGGUGAUCAUGUCUCGCUGUAGGAACCUCACUGAACUGGAAACAAGCAAAAUUAAAGUAGCAGAGAUUGUGGAAGGACAGGAAUGGGUCUGUUCUGAACUACAACAGCUAGUUAUCAACAUCACUGAUGUGGAUGAUGGUGAUGCGGAAGAUAGUGAGGAGAGUAAGGUGAAGCAGCGAAUGAUGUUUGAACGUUUGGGUAAGCUGACAAAACUCAGGGAGAUUGUACUGAAAGGCAGUGAACAUGGACGUUCGUUUGAUCUGAGAUUAGAGUCAGGUCUGGACAAGUUGGCUAACCUGAAGCAUCUGAGGUCAUUAUGCUUCACUGGCUACUACCAGAGGAUGGGACCAGAAGAAGCGAUGUGGAUGGUGAAGAACUGGCCAUGUUUAAAGGAAGUCUCUUGUCAGACGAACAGGAAUCAAGUCACUGCAAUGCUGAUCCGCAAGAUCUUUCAUAAGCAUGGUAUUGGCUAACGCCUGUUUUAAUAAACAAUGCUCAGCGAGG